AUGCUCCAUUCAAUAUGUCUACUCAACCGGACCAACACCGAGAUCCUUCUUGACCUAGACUUUGGAGAAAACGUAACAGCUACAGGGUCGAAGACUUUCCACGGCCAGUCCUACAAUUUAAGCCAAGGGGCAAAAAUCGCUUUGCGGGCCGAAGAGGAGCAGCAAGUCUCGUUGAAAGAGCGCGAGGAGCGCGAGAGGCGAGAAGCGCGCAGGAAAUCACUUGCGAACAGAAGAGUCUCCUUCGCGGCAGAGGCGACAUUACACACGUUUCACGAGAUCGAGUACCAGGAUCCGGCGGCCUAUACGAACUCAGCGCGGCGUGCUUCAACAGCUACCCUCGCAACUUCUCAUCAACAAACCACCGACCAGCCCGGAGGGGCUCUAGUAGGGGUUGAGGGUCAUGUCCACCCUCGUGGCCCAGGACAUCAACAGAGUGAUUGGGAGCAAGAUAUAGACGAUACCGUUGCCUCAAGUAUGUACGGCUCUGACUCCGAUCUGGGCGAAUCCGUGGAAGAAGUGGAGGACCAUGAGGACACCGGCAGCCCAAGUGACUCAUCUGAUGAUGACGGAACUAUGGUGACCGUCGAUGGCGAUGAGACAACAUCCGCUUCAGUAGCCUCGGCAGACAGCUCAACCGUUGAUGAGGCCCUUCGAUUGGCCGCGCGGCACGCAGAUACCCAGAAGCCCAGCGCCGAUGAUGGAACAGAAACUAUAGAACGUGACUCGACAGGGAUGGAUCUUGAGAUGGAGAUUACGCAAGCCAUUGGGGGCAUCAUCAGACAUGGCGUCACUAAGCCGGUUGACAAUAGUGACAUGUCAAUGGACGUCACCAGGGCUUUCGGGACAAUUUUCUCACGGAAUGGUCAAUCUCAACACAAUAUGGAAGAUGAAAUACCAGCGCCGUACAUCGACAAUAUGCUUGAAGCUAAGUGUGACCCGCAUGGCCAAGUCAUAAAAGACCAUUCACACGGGGUCGAAGACAUCAGCUCUCAGAGUAACGAAGAUAUGUCGAUGGAGCUAACGACUGUCAUGGGUGGUUUGAUUUCCACGGAGAAUGGAGACACCCAUGAACAUGAUGGAACCCUCGCCAGCAUCAAGCGCAACCUCUCAUAUAAGGGUAGGGAGCUAAAUCAGGCACCAGCCCUGCCAUUUGAUACCAGCCCAGAUGACUCCGCGGAAACCGUCGGCAUGGACAUAACAACUGCACUCGGAAAGAUUUUGCCGACCAGCAGUAGCCAUGCCCUUGGGAGUGACGGUGCCUUCGAGGUGGACAUGGCCACCACUCCGGGAGCCACGCCGCAACCUCGUCCUCAAAAGUCAAACUCGCCAACCCAAGUCGUGGCUUCAAGUCAAGAUGUUCUCGGUGUCUCGCACAACCCAGUCAUGGCAUCAUUUACGGACCAUAUUAGAGUUGGCAAGCAAAAUGCACCAGAUCACACUAUCCCUAGAAAUUCUAGUCGAUCGCCAACUUCAACUGUCACCUCCCAGGUUGACAACGCUUUAGAUGGAGCCGGCCCUCAACCUAUAUCCCCCAAGAAACGCUCCAUAAGCCCCAACCAGCGACAUGACGCCCAUGGGACGUUGAACGGAUUCGCAUCACCCCAAACGCCGAUACUACUAACUCCACAAAGCAAAAGGCUGCCUAAAUUUGGUCUUGAGAAAGAGGGUCUCGGGUCGCCUCGUGUCUCAGCCCUCCUAGAUCGCAGGGCCUCCAUCGGCGAAGUAUCUUGCAGCUUUACUCCUGAGUGCCGAGGGGACAAGGAACGCAACAGCGAUCAAAAGUCACUGGACGAUGCCGAGGUCACAGUCAAUCUCAAGGAGAUGAUUGCGAGUCUUUCACCUAAAAAGAACCAUCGUGGCCGAAAAAGUCUACAUGUGGGGAGCGCUCGUGGCGUUCUUGGUAAGCGUCCAACGGAACUCGAUGAUUCAGAGGAAGAGAAGGAUGGCAUCAAGCGUUUGAAGGGACACCAUGGCAGCCCCGUCAAAAACGUGCGAUUACAACAACCCCCGGGUAGCGUAGCAUCCAUGCUCGAGACAUCGGCGGUGCCCGAACCCAAGGAACCACCCGACGAACCAGAACUCAAGAAGUACAUCUCAGAAGGUCGCCGUAUCGUAAAGGAAAUAGAGGUGGAAACAUAUCAAGACAACCCUCCUUUAUUUCAAGAAUAUGCUUCUGCCACCCCCGAGUUCAAAAUGCUCAUGGACCAUCAGUUCAAGAAUGGCAAGACCCAUGCGCGUCUCCUAAGCAAAGCAAUGUGGUAUGAGUGGCGUAUGAAGCUCCAGCAGGGCCUGAGGGAGGGGCUCGAAAGAAUCAAUCACGACAUGGAUGAGGAUAUCAUCUCUCUCGAAACCCAGAGACAGCUCAUUGAUUCCUCUCUCCCCACGCUGGCCUCGAAAUACGAAAGCCUGGCAAGGGCACAUGGAGACCUCGAGAUCUACGCGAAGGAGCUUGCGGAGUGUGAUCAAAAUGAAUUAAACUCUGCAAGGCACCAGCUUGUAGAGUUGGAGGCUAGUAUUCAAGCCCGAAAGAAACAGAUUGCGGAGCUUCGCAUCCAGGUACAACUAACCGAGUCUCGGAAAGAGCAGAUUUCUCUUCAAAAGGAUCGGUGUAUGGUAGAUAUUAAAGAAGCAGAGAAGAUCCGGGAGGAAUGCAAAGGGUGGACAGCCAAAGAAAUUAGCGUCUACAAAGAAAAAGUCCAAACCCUCGAAAAACAGUAUCACUGGGCAGUAACGGGAGUUGCCGGUGCCCGAAUUACGAUGGCCUAUAAAGGCGAGCUUGUAGUCGCCUUCGACAUAACCGAUACGCAACAUGGUUGGGAUGAUCCAACGGUCGAAGCACGGCGUGUGUUCACCAAAUCCGAUGCACCUACACGGCACCAGGAAGUGGCGCGGGAUUUCUUUUUGCAGCGUAUCCGUGACCACUCCCACAAGAGUGACAGGAAGUUGAGCUCCUUGCUCAGCUUGGCUGCGAGAGAGUGGGAGACUGCUAGGUGCAUGGUUCGCAACAUCAACGUCGCCGAUACCACGUACCCUACUAAAGUUAUCCGGACGUCAGGUACUUCCAUUGAGGUUGUAUCCACGUUGCUAGUGACCGAACUGGAAACGAAAAUUGAGGUCAUUUUUGCCAUUUCAAUGAACACUGCCUUAGGAAACACACAGGUUACCAUCGAGCCUAGCGCGAGAGUAGUCUAUGGGGAGGCCUUCAACUUAGGAAAGAUGAAAGACCACCUAACAUCGCGAAUUAACCAGAUGCCGGGGAGCAUGACGUUCAGGAAACGUGGUGCAACAUUCUUGUAUCAUUGCACAGAAGGCUCCUAA
Messenger RNA from Parascedosporium putredinis, 3318 nucleotides. The record is from the annotation of a GenBank genome assembly. Lineage: Eukaryota; Fungi; Ascomycota; Sordariomycetes; Microascales; Microascaceae.